Molecule: messenger RNA, 821 nt
Organism: Uloborus diversus
Lineage: Eukaryota; Metazoa; Arthropoda; Arachnida; Araneae; Uloboridae
Product: lachesin-like
Exons: 5
Coding region: 50-673 (207 amino acids)
Cellular component (GO): neuron projection
Source: RefSeq, a predicted model, not a curated record
UCUAUUUGAUGGAGAGGAGUUAAAUCUAGCCAAAGUUUCACGUCAAAGUAUGGGAGCCUAUUUAUGUAUAGCUUCAAAUGGUGUCCCACCAGCAAUAAGUAGAAGGAUGUACAUUGACAUCACUUUUCCUCCAAUGAUAUGGAUUCCUAAUCAGUUAGUUGGAGCAGCGGAAGGCCAACACGUUGACUUGGAAUGCAAUACUGAGGCACAUCCAGCAGCUACGAAUUUCUGGGUGAGAAACGAUCACGUGGUCGGAACAUCAGAUGUGAAAUACGAAACACACUUGACAGCCAACGGGUAUAAAGUGCACAUGAAGUUGAUAGUGAAGAACCUCGACAAAAAUGACUUCGGGAUCUACAAAUGUGUUUCGAAAAACGCUUUGGGUGAAACGGCAGGUUCAGUAAAUUUGUACAAAGUUAAAGCAACUAGUGUUUUUAAUAGAAAUAGUCCUCCUACUUCAAUUUCUCCAGAAGAAACUGUGCAAAAAAUAACUGUAACAGAAGAUAUAGACGAAGAAAUUUUAUCCAACAUUGGAAUCCAGGAUGAUCUAUCACAGCUUGAAGAAGAAACAGAAAUAAGCAUUGCGCACAGCACAGGCUCUUCAAGUACUCCCAAGUUUCUCUUGAUGAAGAAAGAACUGUGGCUGAUUUUACCUGCAUUUCUCAUAAUAUAAACAGCUGACAAAAAAUGAAAUAAAACUGCAAUUAUGAAACACGAAACUAUGUACAGCUACAACCGAUUCUUGUAUAUUGUUCAGAAGAUUACUAUUCGACACAAAGAUUUUGAGUUCCAAAAUUUAAAAAGCCCAUAUGAAAAAUAUC